CUUUCUCUAUCCUGUUUUGUGUGUAGGACCCUAUUGUCACCUCAAUCCGUGCAUUAUUGACGCCUCACCCAAUGAAGGAACUUUGAAUAAAGGGAUCAUAUCUGCAUCAUAAAGAAAUCAAGGCUGCACAGGGGAUAAAUAUUAAUGCUCAGGGGCUUGAGUAUGCAAUUGCUGGCACUAGUUUAUAUGUUGUGGGGCCUGAUGAUGAUGUUGAGCACAUCAAAGAAGCAGCUAUGGAAGAUAUGAGGUCAGUGAUGAGCAGGAUUGAUAGAAGUGGGGAGGGAGUUUAUGUUCAAGCUUCUACGUUUGGAUCAUUGGAAGCUUUGCUAGAGUUCUUGAAGACUGACGAAGUAAGAAUACCUGUCAGUGGAAUUGGAAUAGGCCCUGUGCACAAAAAAGAUGUCAUGAAAGCUAGUGUCAUGCUUGAGAAGAAGAAAGAGUAUGCAACAAUCUUGGCCUUUGACGUGAAAGUGACACAAGAAGCUCAAGAACUUGCAGAUGAGGCUGGUGUCAAAAAUUUUAUUGCUGAUAUUAUAUAUCACCUAUUCGAUCAGUUUAAGGCCUAUAUUGAUAAUCUCAAGGAAGAAAAAAAGAAGGAAGUUGCCGAGGAAGCAGUCUUUCCCUGUUCUCUCAAGAUUGUACCUAAUCAUGUCUACAACAAGAAGGAUCCAAUUGUCGUAGGAGUUGAUGUUCUUGAGGGCAUUGCCAGGGUCGGGACUCCAAUAUGUAUUCCACAGAGGGAAUUCAUUGAUAUUGGUCAGAUUGCGUCCAUCGAGAACAACCAUAGGCCUGUUGACUCUGCCAAGAAAGGGCAGAGGGUGUCCAUUAAGAUAGUUGGGUCUAACUGUGAGGAGAUACAGAAGAUGUUUGGCAGGCAUUUUGAGAUGGAAGAUGAUCUUGUUAGCAAAGUCUCGAGAAGAUCCAUUGACAUUCUCAAGGCCAAUUUCCGGAAUGAAUUGUCUAUUGAAGAUUGGAGGCUAGUUAAAACAUUGAAGAACUUAUUCAAGAUACAGUGAGACUUUGUUGCAAACCUUUCAAGUAGCUGCUGCCUUGGCUUUUUGUGGCACUGCGUUGGGGUUCAACAGUUCAUUGUGGCAAGAAACAGUGUUUUUGUUGGGACUCUUAAUCAUAAAGGAUGGAAAUGCGUAUGUAUCGAUGGCAGUUGCAAUUUCCUUCCUUCAGUUGGUUCUGUGUACAGUUCUUUUAGUAGUGAAGUGGUAAAAAGAGCAGAAUUUUGGUAGUGUUAGACUGUUGGUCAAUCUCAGAGAUGAGUGUUGUACAGGGGUGUCAACAAUUCUGUACAAUUCUUUUUGAUGUGCUUGUGAGUAUUUCGAACAACUGCGAGUU
Messenger RNA from Solanum tuberosum (potato), 1347 nucleotides. Its product is annotated as eukaryotic translation initiation factor 5B-like. The record is from RefSeq and is a predicted model, not a curated record. The transcript has 6 exons. Lineage: Eukaryota; Viridiplantae; Streptophyta; Magnoliopsida; Solanales; Solanaceae. Gene Ontology annotation, biological process: translational initiation. Gene Ontology annotation, cellular component: cytoplasm; mitochondrion. Bases 234 to 1016 code for a protein of 260 amino acids. Gene Ontology annotation, molecular function: translation initiation factor activity.